This is a messenger RNA of Calidris pugnax (ruff), 1299 nucleotides long. It is a transcript of the gene SFXN4, whose product is annotated as sideroflexin 4. Gene Ontology annotation, biological process: mitochondrial transmembrane transport; monoatomic ion transport. NCBI's taxonomy places the organism in Eukaryota, Metazoa, Chordata, Aves, Charadriiformes, Scolopacidae. The record is from RefSeq and is a predicted model, not a curated record. The transcript has 14 exons. Gene Ontology annotation, molecular function: monoatomic ion transmembrane transporter activity. Gene Ontology annotation, cellular component: mitochondrial inner membrane. The coding region runs from base 110 to 1069 and encodes 319 amino acids.
UAGGGCCUUCCCGGCCCGGCCCGGAUCCCGUGGCGGCGGUGCGGGGCCCGGGCGGAGGGUGCAGCAGCCGGACCGCUCCCCGGCGGCGCUUUUCCGGUGCCGCGGCUCCAUGGACGCCAACCUGCGGUUCUGGAGGGCGGAGGGGCAGUCUUUUUUCCAGAGGUUUCUUCUCUGGGCGGACGUCCUCGAUCCCCUGCUGCUCCUGAAAUCCUCCGGUGAAAUAAGAGCCACCAGGUUAUUAGUACAAGACAGCGGAAAGGCACUAAGUGAGCCCAUACAGAAUGAUCAGACAAAACGAGCCUUCCUGCUAAGCCUGUCCAGUGUACAUCCUGAUACAGACAAGAUAAUUCCUGCUGUGUUCAGACCUCCAGCCUUCCUGCCCAUAUCUCUUCCAUUGGUUAUUGCUUCGUCGUUUCAGCUCCAGGCAAAGCAAACUUUUUUUUGCCAGUUCGUGCUUCACGCUUAUACCACAGGAUUCACUCUGUUAAAUGGAAAUGGUACCACAAAGGCUGAAGAGUAUUCAGUUCAACAAAAGCAGAUCUUCUAUGGAUUGGGAGCCAUUUCCUAUGCAGCAUGUAUUGGUGCUCUUCCUCUUGUCUUCAUGAAUCGAUACACACUGAAGAGUUUGUUUACACAAUUAGUUGUCAAAAAACUUCUACCUGCCCCUCUUCUUGGCUUGACGAGUGCAUUCACUGUGGCUGUGGUGAGAAGCCCAGAAUUUGAGAACGGAAUUGAAGUGAUGGACAGGAAUGGCAAAGUUGUAGGAGUGUCACAGAAAGCUGGUGAGAAGGCUGUUAAAGAAACAGCAUUGUCCAGAGCAGUCUUGUUUGGGACAACGUUCUCCCUGCCAGCUGUGCUGACCUACUUUGUGGAAAGAGCAAAACUGGCAAAAACUCCACGUGCUUUGGCUUUAAUGCGAAUGUUUAUGAUUACGUCAGUACUGGCAGGGAUGCUGCCCGUCUCACUGAGCAUGUUCCCGCAGUGUGGGGAGAUAAAGCGAGCAGACCUCGAACCAGAAAUUCAGUCCUCUACAGAAGAAACGGAGCUGUUCUACAACAGGGGAAUUUAGAGAUUGGCUUUAAUAUAUAAAAGCGUGCUCGGGUUGAAGUGAAUUCUGAAUGCGUCGACAAAUCCAAUGACUGACCAAAUCAGGAGUUCAGGGUGGUGGAUGUGCCAGGCCUGGUGUGGUCUGGAAAGACUUUGCAAAGCAAUUUUGCAGGCCCCAGCUCCCAGGCAGAUCCGUGCCUGUAACUUACUGCUGCCAGUGAUAGUUGUACCAGAAAGCUCUGUAACACAGUG